ACUUACCAUCUUCCACGUGGCUUUCCAGGUCGGAACGGAUCGAUAAAGCGGCGCCGAAGAACCCUUCACGGCUUCCGAAGCUCGACUCCGCCAUGCGUUGCGCUCUUCCCCUUCCCGCCAAAAUCUAUCCUCAAAACCAUUCCCACCCUUACUGCCAGAGAAAUCCCACCGUCGCCGCCUCCGUCACCUCCCCCCCUCCCCGAAUUCCCACCAAACAUCCUUCCCUCGAGCCCCUCAAACACCGCCUCAUCCGCCUCGCCGAUGCCGGCCGCGUCGACGAUGCCAUCUCCACCCUCGACCUCAUGUCCGAUCGCGGCGUCCCCGCCGACCUCGUCUCCUACUCCGUCCUCCUCAGGUCCUGCAUCCGCUCCCGGGAUCUCGUCCGCGGCCGCAUCGUCCACCGCCGUCUCCAGGAUUCGGGCCUCCGGCUCGACUCUCUUGUCACUAAUUCCCUCAUCGCUCUCUACUCCAAAUGCGGUGAAUGGGAGGUCGCCUGUUCCAUCUUCGAAGAAAUGGGGAGCAGAAGAGACGUCGUGUCUUGGACCGCGCUGAUCUCAUGCGCGGCGCGGAAUGGGAUGGAAGAGAAAGCGAUUCUGCUGUUCUGCGAAAUGCUCCAUACGGGAAUCAUCCCGAACGAGUACAGCUUCUGCGGCGUGAUUCAGGCCUGCUCGAAGUCAGAGCAUGAUUGGGUUGGAAGAGUGGUUCUCGGGUUCGUGAUAAAGAUGGGAUUUUUCUGGUGGGAUCCGUCGGUUGGAUGCGCUUUGAUAGAUAUGUUCGCGAGGAGGCAAGACCUGUCGUCCGCCCGCAAGGUUUUCGAUGGAAUGCACGAGAGGAAUACUGUUGUGUGGACUCUCUUGAUAACGAGGUACGGGCAGCACGGUCGCGGAAGGGAUGCGAUCGGUCUGUUCCCGGAUAUGCUUCACGAUGGCUUCGAACCAGAUCGAUUUACCAUAAGCAGCGUCAUCUCCGCGUGCAGCGACUCGGAGUCGCUUGAAUUCGGGCGGCAGAUGCAUUCUCUGGCCAUCAGGUACGGACUGGCUUCCGACGCAUGUGUUGGCUGCAGCCUCAUCGACAUGUACGCGAAAUGCACGUCCGGGAGAUCAACGGAGGAUUCGAGGAAGGUCUUCGACCGGAUGUCCGAGCACAAUGUCAUGUCGUGGACGGCUGUCAUCUCAGGCUACGUGCAGAGCGGCGGGCACGACAAGGCAGCGAUCGAGCUCUUCUGCAAGAUGAUGGAGGGAAGGGUUCGGCCGAAUCAUUUCACCUAUUCCAGCAUCCUCAAGGCCUGUGCAAACCUCUCUGACCUGCAGCUGGGGAAGCAGAUACAUGCGCAGGUCACCAAAUCAAGCCUGGCGUAUGUCAACUUUGUAGGGAACUCUUUGGUCAGCAUGUACGCCCGUGCCGGUAGGAUGGAAGAAGCCCGGAGAGCUUUCAGCUUACUGUACGAGAAGAAUGUGGUCUCCUACAACGCAAUCGUCGAUGGAUAUGCCAAGAACUCAGACUGUGAAGAAGCCCUGGAGCUACUCUAUCAGAUAGAGAGCAUGGAUGUGGGAGCGAGUGCCUUCACGUUCGCGAGUCUCCUGAGCGCGGCGGCGAGCGUUGGGAUGAUGGGCAAAGGCCAGCAAUUGCACGCCCAGAUGCUGAAGGCAGGAUUCGGGUCAGAUGUGGGCGUGGGUAACUCGCUGGUAUCCAUGUACUCGAGGUGCGGCAGCAUCGACGACGCCUGCCGAGCUUUCGGCGAGAUGGGUGAUCGCAACGUGAUCUCGUGGACCGCCAUGAUCACCGGUUUCGCCAAACACGGUGAUGCAGCUCGAGCCCUGGGAUUGUUCCACGACAUGGUGGCCACGGGGACGAAGCCGAACGCGGUGACCUACGUCGCUGUUCUGUCUGCUUGUAGUCAUGCAGGUCUGAUCGAAGAAGGGUGGGAGCACUUCCGCGCCAUGCAAAGGGACCACGGCGUGGCUCCGACGAUGGAACACUAUGCCUGCAUGGUAGACCUGCUGGGGCGAUCGGGCCGAGUGGAAGAAGCUUUCGGCUUCGUGAAGUCAUUGCCGGCCGAAGCUGAUGCCUUGGUCUGGAAGACGUUGUUGGGUGCUUGCAGAGUUCAUGGAGACAUCGGACUGGGAGAAAUCGUUGCCAAGAACAUCUUGGAGUUGGCUCCGGAGGAUCCAGCAGCCUAUGUCUUGCUCUCGAACUUGUAUGCGGAGGCAGGCAGAUGGGAGGAUGUGGCCAUGAUAAGGCGUGGCAUGAAGGAGAGGAGGCUGAGCAAAGAGGCUGGAUUGAGCUGGGUGGACAUGGAGAACAGCAUCCACAAGUUUCAUGUAGGGGAUACCAGUCACCCACAGGCUCGGGAGAUCUACGCCAAGUUGGAUGAACUGUUUGCUGAGAUAAAGGAAAUGGGUUAUGUGCCGAACACCAACUUCGUUCUGCACGACGUAGAGGAAGAGAUGAAAGAACAAUACCUGCUUCAGCACAGCGAGAAGAUUGCAGUUGCCUUCGGCCUCAUCAACACUUCAGCGCCAAAGCCUAUUCGGGUAUUUAAGAAUCUUCGCGUCUGUGGAGAUUGUCACGACGCAAUCAAAUAUAUCUCAAAAGCUACUGGCAGAGAAGUUAUUUUGAGGGAUUCUAACCGGUUCCAUCAUAUUUGUAACGGGGAAUGUUCCUGUGGUGACUACUGGUGAGAUCAUGCGGUUCUUUGGUUGAUAUGUUGUCUCCGUGUAUAAAUUUUUUGUACUGGAGUGAUUUAUGUAAUUAUUUUAUUAAUAAAGUGCCAGCUUAAUUUUUUUUAA
Molecule: messenger RNA, 2789 nt
Organism: Musa acuminata subsp. malaccensis (wild Malaysian banana)
Lineage: Eukaryota; Viridiplantae; Streptophyta; Magnoliopsida; Zingiberales; Musaceae
Product: pentatricopeptide repeat-containing protein At3g49170, chloroplastic
Biological process (GO): RNA modification
Cellular component (GO): intracellular membrane-bounded organelle
Molecular function (GO): zinc ion binding; protein binding; RNA binding
Source: RefSeq, a predicted model, not a curated record